AUGAGCUCUCACCACGCUCCCAAAGACCAUGGUUCUAACAUUUUCAAAACAAUGACCAGUCUGCCGCGGCCAGAUCGAAAACCUUUGGCUCCCAAGUCCAUCAACAUAUCACAAUUAGUAGCGGCAAAAAGAUCGAGCCAAAUCGACAACAACGAACGCCCUGUGGCGAAUACUCACAGUUCACUCUCAGAUUUCAUCGUCAAGUCGAAACCCAAGCCCCUAGCGCAUGAUCUCAAGUCCGUGGCCGGACUAUUUGGCACAGGGCGUCCGUUUGAAUAUACAAAAUCAAGAAGCAAAAGCCGACCCCGAAAGAGACCUCAGCCGUGCAUUUCAAGCUGCCAAAAGCUUGUGUACCGUGUUAUGAAAAGCGUGAACGCUUUAGAAACCAGUUUGAGGCUACAAAGGCACAGAUCUCUGCCGGCGCACUUCGAUAUCAUGCUGCAGGUAAAAUCGCUAAAAAUAUUAUCACCCACUGAGACUUUGGCUGUCGCUACCGGCGCACAAGGUCAAGAGCUUUUGAUACUACACGGACAGCUAUCUAUUGAAAAAUAUCAGCAACGCGAUUCGUGGCAAUUUCUUUUGAAUUCCAAGUCAAGUUUGACUCUUUAUCCGGGACUUACAUGGUUCUUCGAAUGGCAGGUUAUAUGA
Lachancea nothofagi CBS 11611 is the source of this 648-nucleotide messenger RNA. NCBI's taxonomy places the organism in Eukaryota, Fungi, Ascomycota, Saccharomycetes, Saccharomycetales, Saccharomycetaceae. The record is from the annotation of a GenBank genome assembly.